AUGGCUUGGCGGUGCAGCGGCGCGAGCAACGCUGAACUCAUCUCCAACCUCUUCGCCAAAGGGCUGAUAACCUCACCACGAGUCCGCGACGCCAUGUCCUCGGUGGACCGGGCGCACUACUGCCCCUCGACGCCCAGUGCGGCGUACGAAGACUCGCCUCAAUCGAUCGGCUUCCGCGCCACCAUCUCCGCGCCACACAUGCACGCCGCGGCCUGUGAGUCGCUGCUGGGUCAUUUACCUGAGAGUCGCGGGGCGCAGGUGCUUGACAUUGGCUGUGGGAGUGGGUAUUUGACGCAUGUUCUCGCGAACUUGGUGUGCGGCGCGGAUGGGCGUGGAGACGGCAAGGUCGUGGGCAUCGAUCAUAUCCAGGGUCUGGUGGACCUGGCGGGAGGGAAUAUGCGGCGGAGUGAGGAGGGGAGGAGGUUGUUGGAGACUGGGAAGGUGGAGUUGGUGGUUGGGGAUGGGAGGAAGGGGUAUAAGAAUGGUGGGCCGUAUGAUGCUAUUCAUGUAGGUGCCGCGGCCAAGGAAAUGCAUGCGGAUCUUCUGGAGCAGUUGAAGAGUCCUGGGAGGAUGUUCAUUCCUGUCGAUGAUGAGGAUGGCUGGGGUGGUCAGUGGAUUUGGGUGGUGGACAAGGAUAAGGAUGGCAAGGUGACGCGCACGAGGGAUAUGGGUGUCAGGUAUGUGCCUUUGACAGACGCUCCGAAGUGA
Messenger RNA from Exophiala bonariae, 708 nucleotides. RefSeq lists its product as uncharacterized. The coding region runs from base 1 to 708 and encodes 235 amino acids. Gene Ontology annotation, biological process: protein modification process. The record is from RefSeq and is a predicted model, not a curated record. Gene Ontology annotation, molecular function: protein-L-isoaspartate (D-aspartate) O-methyltransferase activity. NCBI's taxonomy places the organism in Eukaryota, Fungi, Ascomycota, Eurotiomycetes, Chaetothyriales, Herpotrichiellaceae. Gene Ontology annotation, cellular component: cytoplasm. The transcript has a single exon.